Messenger RNA from Daphnia magna, 2229 nucleotides. RefSeq names its product UBX domain-containing protein 6. Gene Ontology annotation, molecular function: protein binding. The record is from RefSeq and is a predicted model, not a curated record. The transcript has 6 exons. Bases 707 to 2005 code for a protein of 432 amino acids. Lineage: Eukaryota; Metazoa; Arthropoda; Branchiopoda; Diplostraca; Daphniidae. Gene Ontology annotation, cellular component: cytoplasm.
UUCCAGUCCCAAUGAUAAAGGCUCAGACGUAAAAAAAAAUUACUCAGCGAAAUUUUCGUUAAGAUGUUUGUUAUAAAUCUUAUAAUACACUUUAAGGAUUUAAUUAAAUUUUUGUUCGGUUGGCCACGAUUGUAACGGUAUGAAGCGGAACUGCUAAACAACAGUUGGGUCGCUGAUUCGUGUUUUGAAAACAAAAGGCAAUUGGGCAAUAUCACUCGAGUAGCGGAGUAGAUGUCAUUUCUGGUAUCGAUCGAGGAAUCAGUUCUUCAGUUCUCGUAGCAUGGUGGAUGAAAAAUCUUUUGGUGAUCAACAGUCUACCUUGUGGGUCGAGCUCUUCGUGGAGUAUUUUGUUAAUCUGAUUUACGUUCUUGUCACUUCCGUCCUUCACUUGACCGAAGUAUUGGUUGAAUACGGGGAGCAUUUUCUUCAAUCCAUUUUCCUACUGUUGAUUAGUUUAUCAGAAACAAUAGUCGCUAUUUUUGAUUUGGCAUUCUCUGACUUCCAAAUCAAACUACUGCAAGUAUUCUUUUGCAUACUAGCCAUCCACAUAUUGGCUAUCUGUGUUGCAUGGAAAAUUUAUAGUGAAAGAAUAACACAAAGGUUUCUGAAACCAAGUCUCUACGAAAUAUCAAGUGAACAGCUAAAGACAGCAGUUUCAGAGCUCAAACUUCCAGCUGAACACACACCACGCUGGUAGAAAAUCAUAAUGGAUAAGAUCAAGAAGUUUUUUGAAAAGAAGAAAGCUGAUACAAAGUUUAAACUAGCAGGAGAAGGACAUAGACUCAACGAAACAGUCCAGCCACCAACAGUAAACAGAAGUAUUCAAUCCCAGGCUCGUUCAGAGGCUUCAACUAGUGCAGCACAACAACAGGCUGCCGCUGCAGCAUUAGCACGUCUUGAAAAGAAAAAAGAUCCCACCCCUCAGCAAAGAUCUGCAGCAAUAAUACGAGCCCAAGCAUUAAAGGAAUUAGAACUAGAGAAACAGGAUGCCCCUAUUCAAGAACUGUCUCUGUCUGAUAAAACUCAAAAAUUUCUACCAGCAGAUCAAUUUGCUGUCAGUGGGGUUUAUUACAAGUGCCCCCUUGUAGGGCCUGAUGUAUUGCCGAAAAAGGAAAUUGAAAAUUUGAUAAAGGAAUUUCUCUAUCAGCAAUUAGAAUGUGAAGAAGCAGGACUAACUGCAUGUCUUGUUAUACACACCUUGAACAAGCCUCCAGAUAAGGUUCAGCAAUGCAUCGAGACGUUGUUUCGGUAUCUAGACAACAUCGUUCAGAAUCCCACGGAGGAGAAGUAUCACAAAAUCCGUAUCAACAAUAAAAUUUACCAAGAACGUGUUGCUCAACUCGAGGGAGUUCAGCAUUUUUUGCAAGCAGCCGGCUUUCAACUGAAAUCUGUACAAAAUUCCCAGCAAGAAUUGGAGGAUGUCUGGGUCUUAUUAAAUACGCAGCCGGAACACAUCGAAUACAUUAGUAAUUUACGUGAUAGUUUAAUCAGCGCCGAGCCGAUACGUCCUGAAUUAGAUCGAGGACUGCAGAUUUUGAUGCCGUCGCAGGCUGCCAAGCGAGUUGAAUUGCCAUCUGAUUUCUUCUGGCUUACUGCAGAAGAAAUAAAACGAGAACAACAGUUGAAAACUGAGCAGGCUGAGCGAGGGUUAAUGCUACGGACGCGGGCCAUGAGGGAGCGUGACGAGAAGGCUGCAUCACGAAAAUACCGAUUUACUCUCAUCCGCGUUAAGUUUCCUGAUGGUCCAGUGCUACAAGGCACGUUCAAAGUGAAUGAAACCAUGCAAGACGUCCGUCUGUUUGUUUCCGAAGCCCUCCAAGAACCCUUCAUAGAAUUUAGCUUAGUAUCACCAGCAGCUGGUGUUACUAAUCCGGCCGAUGUCCAAAACCCAAGUCUACUUGAUCUUCAGCUAUGUCCAUCAGCACUCUUUCACUUUGCCCCAGCCGUUCCUUCAUCUUCUGGCUACCUGAAAGACGAUUUAAUGAUCCUUAUGCAAUCCAUAUGAUUGUUUCCUGGUUUGUUGCAAAACCGAAAUACUUGUACACUUUCCAAAAAUUCCUAUAUUAGUCACCUUAUAUUGCAUCGCUUCCUGUUUACUACAUAGUAAAAUAACUAAAUUUAUAUUAGAUGUUUAACAGCGACAAUGGAUGUAUUCUUUAAUUGGAUUUUUUGGAAUCCAAGGAUUAAAUCCAUAAUGACUAGGUAAUCAAUACAUAACCGAUAAUUUGA